CGCCGAAACUGAGUAUCACGUGCGAAUUAUCGUCAGAAAUAUCAAAGACGAGUGUCGCGCGUUUGUUGUGGCGAAACCAUCGUCGACUGGUCAUCGAGAUGUAUCUCGCGGGACGAGCCGACAGAAACGUCGAGAGAGAUGGUGACCGUACGAUCGAGAUGAUAAGUGACGGUUAUACGAUAGCAAUACGGAUUUUGAAUCACUGUGCUUUAUUCUGUCGAUCAUCGAAACAAAAUUUCACGCGUGGGUCACCACCGGUAGUGGCGAUUACUCAUUACAGGGAAAUAGAUAAUACUCUGUCAGUAUCUCGAAUGUAGGAAUUAUCUCGAGCGUAUUUAACGUGUCUUGCGACACCGUCGAAAAAAUGGAGCUCUGUGAUUGGACGUUGCGCGCUGCGUCGAGCGAAUCACUGCUUAGAGAAACGCCAAGCGUUCGGUCAGUUUCGGAACCACUUGCGCAUAAUACUUCGUGUCCGACGGGUCGUUCUGUAUAUCUCGUGAUUCAUCUGCGAUGAAUUUCGCGCGCAAAUCGUCGAGAGUGCUGAAAAUGUAAGUCGCGCGUUCGUUGUGAUAAAAUCUCAUUGGAUGCAAAGAAAGCGAGUCUCGCUCAACGGAAGUCAGGAAUGUCGAGUAUUAUAUCGGAUAUUCGUUAUUCAAGAUAUUCUGAUGAAAGAAGAUCUCGCGCCCACUUAUCGCGGAGACUGUAAGGCACUUAUUCUAGGAAAACAGAUAAUGUCCUCUUAAUAUUUCGAGCGUCGGAAUUGUCUCCGACAACUUGACCGCGCAUUUCGAUUGGCACCACUUCUGAAAAACAGGUAGAUCACUGUGAUUGGUCGGCGCGAGUCUUGAGAAAUCGCGAUCGUUGUAAUGUUCACGCAGUUUCGAGAAGGAUCGCGCGCGGCAGUUCGACAAGUCGGCCCGCAUUUCCCGCGACUUCGACUGGCGAGUCUCGCGUGCGAAUUAUCGCCGGAAGUGCCGGAAAUAAGUGUUGCGUGUUCGUCGCCACCGAAUAUCGUCGUCGAGAGUGAAUCGAGUCGUGCCCAGUCGGGAGUGCCGAGUGAAGUGUCGAAUGUUCGUUACACAAUGGCGGCACGGACUUCAUAUUGCCGCGUCUUUAUGCUUCCGACUUGUGCGGAAGUUUCGCACGUGAGUUAUAUCGUCAACAGCGUCGAAGCGAAGUUUCGUGCUGUGGCGAAAUACCGUCGAACGAACGCGGGCAGUGAAUAUCUCGCGAAAAUCAGCCGGUCAUCCGCUGUAUGAAGAAAUACGUCGCCGCGUAAUGGCAGUUCCAAAGUUGAAGCUGGUACCCUCCGAUCCGCUGAAAGAGAAAACGGGGGUAGCCUCGGACGUCGUGCACACGGCAGAACGGAACACGGCACUCGGGCAAGCGAACGAGCGAGCGAGCGAGCGAGCGAGCGAACGAUCGAACGAACGCGGGGGAGGCAGCCAGGAGCGGCAGCAACAGCAACGAGCAGCGCUUCGCGGAGCGCCGCAAUCGACGAUGACAACGCGUGUCGCCCAGUGAGGAGCUGUCUCCGAGCUCUCCGACAGCCAAGAGGAUGCCACGGGGAGAGAGUCGCUGCCGAAUCGUACCGGGGCGACGCGGCAUUAACGGGAUCUAGAGGAGCGUUCGCUGGGGCGAACCAGAGCGAGAUAAAAGGGGGAGGAGAGCGCGCACAGGACGCGAGCUAAGGUAGAAGACGAGGAGGCGCGGGUCUUCGGGGAAAAUAGGGCGAGACGUGAAAAUAGGAGGAGCGUGAUAAGAGGUGGAGUAUCGGGCGAGAAAGAAAGAGGAGAGAACGUGUCGCUAACAACGAAGAAGACAGAGGGAAGACACGCGACAAGGAGGAGGAUCAUCGUGCGACGUGGUCCUUCAGUUUCCGGGACCUCUCACCGUGGGUGUUUUUACGCGUACGGUCGUGGAUCGAUAGUUUGUGCCGCGGGCUGUUCGUGCCGGACAGAGACGACGAGGAGCGCACUACGUGGAGGACGCGCACGGUCCUCUCGCGUUCAGCCACAACGACCACCCGACCGGCGAGUCACGGGGCCCGUGUCGGUAGGCGGAAGGGAGGAAGUUUCCUGAGGGGCCUAGCUGCAGUGUCGGUCGUCGCGACGCUCGUCAACGUCGCGUGGCCGCUCGGUGACCGGAAGCCCCGGUGAUUUAUGGGGGACUUGAGCGCGACGAGUCUCUUCUCCAGAACCAGCAGCCUGACCAGCCAGAAGCUCAGCGCGACCAGCAGCAGCAGCAGCAACACCUCCGUCAACAUCACCAUCACCAGCAACAACAACCACAACAACAGCAACGUAAACGCCGACGUUAUCAUCACGACAUCCACGAUGCAGGACGAUUUGCUGAUCGAGAAGCAAGCUGCCGGCAAACCGGCUCCGCUCUCGCCGAGCAGCGCGCUCGACACCGUGGCUGGGCAGGACAAGUCGAAGGAUGUGGUCGAGGUGGAGAGCAUCGCCAUCACACCAACGACGCCAUCCUCCACGGAGAAGGACAUCACGUGCAGCACGUCCUCGUCACUGCAGGGCUUCGCUGAUCCCGGCAGAGUGCCCAGUCUUUGGUCCGCGCCGGAUGACAGCGGCUUGCACGCCUUGCCAGUGAAUGGCUCAAUCGCUGCGUUUCAAAACUUCCCGACCGGUGGACCCGCGGGCCUCUUCGCCAGCACUGGCGCCGCCGCGGUCUCUAGCGGCACUCGACGCGCUAUCACAGCUAGUCACAACUUCCCGCAACAACAACAGCAACAGCACGGGAAUGCCGGCGCACCCGCUGGCACCAGGCACGGUGGCCUCCAGGUCUCGUCUGCGCAACAGCAGCAGCAGCAACAACAACAGCAUCAGCAACAGCAGCAGCAACCGCCACCUACGUCUCAUCCGGGCGUCUACCUGCCCGGCAAAGGCUAUGCGGCGUGGUCAGGUGGGCCACAGGCUCCUCAGCAAUGGGGCGCGGGUCCGCAAGCGGCUGCCGCUGCCGCCGCGGUCGCGAGUCCAGCCGGCCUAUCACCCUGGAGCCGCGGCAGAUCCGUGCCGAAUCUACCACCGUUGCAUUCGUCCUUGCACGCCGCCGCUGCGGUGGCGGCCGCGGCUGGUCUUCAGGGUCGCAAGCCGAGCCCGACGUUUCCGGGUCAUCCCGGUCAGGCGGCGCAUCCCUCCUGCAUCAGUCCGGUCAAGUUCCGUCGUAGCACCUCGUAUCCCGGCAAGGGGAACAUCUACCCGCCUCAGCCAGCCCCUACCUUUGAAGUUACCGCCGCCGAGGAGAGAGAUUUGCUGCAGUUGCCGCCAUUCCAGCAGAAGAACCCUUUUGAGGCCAUAUAUAAGAGGAUUCCGCUAAAGGAUCGUAUGACGGCUAAUGGAAACUCACCGUUGGACAACAUGAGGACCUUGGAACACUAUCUGAGCGACAUUAUGCGAGCCGGCGCGGCGGACACCCAGGAACAUCUGAAAGGAUUCAUAAACUGCAACGCCAACACACUGCAAUCGCUCGCACAGCUACACGGUAAAUCUCCGUUCUUCCCGAGUCUCGAGGAUCAGAGCGCUACCUUGCUGGAAGACCCGAAUGCGCCGAGCCAGCUAGACGGUGUCGGAGUCGGCGUCGGAGUCAGCGUCGGCGUCGGUGUGGGUGGCGGCAUCCCCGCGUCCCAAGCUGCGCCGCUCUCAUCGCCGAGCCGGAGCAGUCCACACAGCCAGGGCAGCGAAACUGGCGAACGUUUCUCCAGGAAAGUCUUCGUCGGAGGCCUGCCACCUGACAUCGACGAAGACGAAAUUACAGCCAGUUUCCGUCGAUUUGGUCCCCUGGUAGUGGAUUGGCCGCACAAGGCAGAAAGCAAAUCCUACUUUCCGCCGAAAGGUUACGCGUUUCUGCUUUUCCAGGACGAAGGCUCGGUGCAACAGCUGAUAGAUGCCUGCAUUCAGGACGAGGACAAGCUCUACUUGUGCGUGAGUUCGCCCACGAUCAAGGAUAAGCCUGUACAAAUUAGACCAUGGCGACUUAGCGACGCUGAUUUCGUGUUGGACGCAUCCAUGCCACUGGAUCCACGAAAGACUGUCUUCGUUGGCGGCGUGCCUCGACCUCUCAAGGCCGUGGAGCUCGCUAUGAUCAUGGACCGGCUCUACGGCGGUGUCUGUUACGCCGGCAUAGACACCGAUCCUGAACUUAAGUAUCCCAAAGGAGCCGGAAGAGUCGCCUUCAGUAAUCAGCAAAGCUACAUCGCUGCCAUUUCGGCCCGAUUCGUACAGCUGCAGCAUGGCGACAUUGACAAAAGGGUCGAAGUCAAACCGUACGUUCUGGACGAUCAGAUGUGUGACGAAUGUCAAGGUCAGCGUUGCGGUGGCAAGUUUGCGCCAUUCUUCUGCGCCAACGUCACCUGCCUGCAGUACUAUUGCGAGCACUGCUGGGCGACUAUCCACUCCCGGCCAGGUCGGGAGUUCCACAAGCCACUGGUGAAGGAGGGAGCGGAUCGGCCUCGGGCCGUACCUUUCCGCUGGUGUUAACCCCAGCUGCGUUGUCCCUAAUUAUCUCGCAGCCCUAGCUAAUUAACUACCACCUCUAUACCAAUACCCUCCUCCCUCCCCUCACGUGCCCCCAAACCCACGCCCUACCCACCCUUAUUACUUACUUACUUACCUACAACAACAAGAACACAGCCUGAAAACCGCUAUUAAUACUAUUACCACUCGAUCGUCACUACAACCACUACUCUACUAUUACCACUAUUAUUACUACUCUACUACUACUAUUACUACUACUACUACCACAACUACUAUUCUACUACAAAUUACUACUACUACUACUCCACUGCUACUACUUCAAGUUGUACCGGUUACUGGACGAAGAAAAAGCCAGCCGAUGCCUCUCGGCGUCGAUCCGACCUACGACCUGCGACCCUGCCUGCGACCUCGCAUCCGCAACGACUCGCUAAUGCGAACGUCCGUCGCGACUGUUACCAUCGUCAUCGUCAAGCCGGAUUUCGCCUGUCAACGUAACGGCGAUUUCGCUUUCCUCAGCAGGAGAAGACACGGCGGGGAAGCGAUCGGGUCUGCGCCGAGCCGACAUCGUCGCCGGAAGAAGAGAAAGAGAGAGAGACAACACACACCGAGACCAGGACAGAAGAGAACGGAUACGGAUUCUCAGUAUAUCGAUUACUCGUACAUAUAAUACUAUCUGUCUGCGCUGUCUGUAAAAUGCACCGGUUCUGUCCGAGAUCGAGUAUCUUAGUUACCGCGUCUCUCGAGGAGCGAGAGAGGGGGAGGGGGGCCGCCCUCGCACACGCACCCCGCCGUCGAGUCGGCCGAUCCUCCUCGAGUGUUUUACGAAGUCGCCAGCGCGAUUUGUGCGAUCCGGCUUGGCCUUCUCGCGUGUCCGUCUCUGUCCGCGCCACGGACGGCGCAGGCUUCCUCGUCACGAUCGCUUCUCCUCCGAGUUUGUCCGCCACGUCCUCCGAGAACCAGGAAGACGUCCCUUCUCGCAUCCGCCACUCCUGAGGUCCACUCUUGUUUAGUUCGCGGAGUGCGACCUGGAUGGCAGCGAGCGGCUUCCCGGCGAUCGGAGCGCGUUUCCCAACAUUGUUCGCGCGAAUUCGAACGAAAGCACGCGCUCCGAGCGCGGCGGUAAGUCGCUCCGCGCGACCGACGAUCGUAAGAAACGCGAGUACCUGAUCUGACGCGAAAGUGUGUUGCCAGUGUGAACGAAUGAGCGAGAGAGAACGGGAGCGAAAGAAAGAAAGAGAGCAAGAUCGAGAGCGAGAGUCGAGCGAAAGAGAUAACGAGAAUGCAAAGAAACGAGUGCAGUGGAGGCGUGAGAGGAAGCAACGAGAUCGAAAACGACGCGCGGAGAUGUGGGGCGUCGGCUGGAAUCUCGAAGGAGAGUGACAGGGAGAGGAUGCGGGGAGACGGUACACCGAGAGGCGUACCGCGUUUCGCAUUGGAUGUUAAUCAAUAAUGAAAAAAAAAGCCACGCUUCAAACCGCUGUGUAUUAGGUAAUUCUCUGUAUCACACAUAACAUACACAUACACCCAUAUAUACAACACACACACACGCAUAUAUACAACACAUACACACACACACACACACACACACAUAUAUACACACAGAGAGACACAGACAGACAUACACAUAGUCUCUAGUUAUUAAGAACUUAUUAAAAUAUGUUACAUAGGUGCGUUGUGUAAUGCGUUUCUCGCGCGGAUAACGCGACCGCGCUCGUAAGGAGACAUUUAAGAAGAAAUGAUUUUUUACUAAUUAACUUAUUCGAGUGCGAGAGCGAGAGAGAGAAAAUGAGAGAAAGGACGAGCGAACGAAUGAAAGAGAGCGAAAGAGAGAAAGAGAGAGAGAGUGAAAGGAAGAGGGGAACAGAAAAGGAAAUAUCGAAAGUGGAAAAUAAACAAGGAAGAAACGUAAAAUGAGGCAAAUUAAGAGUCUAGAGAAGAAAAAAGGAACAAACCAAUGUGUCACGUAGACGACGGAAGAAGGGUUGUAAACGGAGACCAUUGAAACAGAUAGUUCAAUUUUCGACGCACACGCGUGCGCGCGCGCGCGCGCGAUAAAGAGAAAGAGAGGAAGAAAGAGAGCGUGAGCGGCCGUGUGCGUCCGCGCGACGUUCCGUACGGACAUGCUCCGGGUUGUCCAGGCCUGCCUAUGUCAGCCGUACCGGAUUCUCUGCCAAUACUUUCCAAACCGGUGCGAGCAGCGACCUUACUCACGAGCCUUCGCGGGAAAAGAAGGGAACGUGCGAGGCGAACCUCUCAUGCCGCGUCUCUCGCUCUCGGAGAGCAGAGUAGAGGACAAGAGAGUAGAGAGAAAAAGAGAGAGGGAGAGGGACAGAGAGGGUGGCCGCUGCUCGCGUCGCGAAAAAAGAGGGACGAAGGCCGCGGCUCCUGUGCGCGAGAGUGAGUAGGAUAAAUUUUACACCCUGACUUUACUACUAUUACUAUUAUUAUUAUUAUUAUUAUCACGUGUGUGCAAUAAACAGUCACUCUCCGUACCGAUGGAACGGUCAAUCGGCUCGAGAUCUCACGAUGAUGAUAAAGCAUGUGAGGUGAUGUACAAAAGAAGAUACGAGUGCCCGGAAGAGACGGGUGUCUUGGAGAAAAUGUUCGAUAUUGCAUGUCGAGCUAAGCUUAGUCGUCGCGUGCCGACAGAGAUACAUACCCGAGUGAAGAACGAUCGGGGCGCUGGCUGGAACGUAUCGAAUAUUCUACGUCUGAGCCCGUACGUUCCUCUUUUUUUUCGAUAGAACGACGAGCGGCGCGCGGAUCUUUCUUCCCCGCGACGGACGAGACCACGCGCUCGAUCUCUCGACCGGGCGAAAGGGAGCGUGUCACGUGCCGGGAGUACCGUUCUCAAAACCAAAGUAGCGAUCGACCGCGACUCGUAGGCGGUGGAGAGAAAAAAAGGAAAAAUGAAAUACAGCGAUAUAUCUCUCUAGAGAUCGUACCUAACUCUUACUCUUCAUACGUCCGAUAGAUGUGGGGGAGAAAGUGUAUGUGUGUGUGUGUGUGUGUGUGUGUGUGUGUGUGUGUAUGCACGCGUCCGAGGGGUCGCGUUUCGUGCGAAACACUAUAAUUAGAUUCGUAUUAGAGCCGCAUGUUGUCGCUCCUUGUACAUACCGACACCGAUCCCCCCUCCUUGCCCACCACUUUUAACCGAUCAAUUAAAUAACCGGCAACUUAUUGAUCGCGCGACCGAAUGUGCACGUUUUUCUCUUAAUCCCUACAAGCAAACGAACUUCUUCGCUCGGUGUAUAUAAUCAAACGCAAUGACGCAAUCGCCGUUAGUUCAAAGGACAGAGAGAGAGAGAGGGGAGAGAUAUGUGGGGUCCGUGAGAAAGCGGAAAAAAGCUCAAACGGGGCGCGCCGUUCCGCGGUUUUUAUUCCUCGUAGGGGAGUUCGGAGUGGCGAGUCGAAAUAGCAAGUCGGAUAAUCGGUGAUCUUUUUAAAGCGUGACGCUUCCUACCACGCGUCCUUCUUUAAGGUGGUGGAGACGGAGACUCCGGCAGGUCUAAUCAACGAUUUUUCGACGCGACUUUUUGCCCAUUACGAAAGAAAAAAAAAAAGGAAAAUAGAAGAAAACACAGCUUCCUGAGACGUGUACGAUUCGUCGCCGUUAGGAUCGCGUCGGUGGGCGACGAGCUCGCGAUCUCCGACUCGUUGCCGCGCGCGUUCGCAAGAACGUGGAGAUCCGGCCUCGGCGAUGGCGCACCGAUUUCGAGAGACAAAAAUGCCCGGUUAAUGAUAUCUUUGAUAUUUUUAGGAUACUUUUGAUAACUAAUUAGUAGGCAGCAGGCUUUAGAGCUAAUACCGAAUCACCUUUCAACGACCCUUUUGUUGUGUAAAAAGGCGUCUCACAAUACUUCCGACAAUAGGCCGGGCCGUUCCGUCGCGACGGGAUUCUUCUCGCAAGAGAAAGAAAGAGAGCACGAGUGAGAAUGUGUGUGUAUGUGUGAAAGAAAGAGAGAGAGUGUGUGUGUGAGAGAGAGAGAAAGGAGGAAGAGGCAAAGGUCGAGGACUAGGAAGCGUUGUGCUCGGAAUUUGUAUGCAACGUUGUGCGUUCCGCUUCGUAGAUAAAAAAAGACAUAAAACCGCAUAGCAGCAGCAACAGUCGGAAGACAACGUAGUUGACCUCGCAUGACGAGUCUCUUUCGCGAUACUUUUCUUCUACACGCGUAUCGGUCUCUUUGUACACACGCAUAUACGAGUACGUGGACGAGCACGUGCAUAGGUAGCGGACGAUAUCAUGAUCGCGUGCGGAAACACACGUAAUUUAGACAGAACAUACAUACAAACAAACACACACACACACACACACACACACACACACAGAUCCAUGUGUACACUUACAGGCGAUUAUACGACCAACGGAUUACGAUAUACGUUGCGUACGAAUCUAACGAGGAAAGGACAAAAAGAAGUAAUUUCCACAUCUAUAUAUACACAUAUAUAUUUAUUUUUUUGGUACUCCUUUUUGUAUAUACUAUCUUGUCUCGCCGUGUAGAGAUUAGGCGGCGUUUAGGACACCGCAUGGGGAAACGCGUUUUAUAGAUGGAAAGUGUGCGGAAGUGUGCGGAGGAAAAAACGAGAAUUAGAGAGAAGCGCGGCCGCGUUCAACGACGACCCUCCGUCCCUUCGUCUAAGACACGUUAUUCGGCCCGCGAAGACACGAAGACGCGUGCGCUCAACGUGGACGGGAGUCGCGUCGUAAAGGAGAAAAUAAUAAGGUAGCAAAAUGUGAGAGAUAGAAUACGGCUGUAGAGAGCGAGGGGAGAGAACAGAUGAGGAAGAAAGUAGUUCUCGUCGCAGGCCUCUUUUGACUCGCGUUCCGACUAAGCAUUGGCAGAGACCGAAGAUGACAUCCAACCGUGACCGACCAAUAGAUCGGAUCGAUCGAUCGAUCGAGUCUAAUCGGAAGACGCGGGAGAUGAUAGAUAGAACGAUAAACGAAUAUAGCGGGAAUAUGUAGGGUUGAGUAGAGUCCGAGCAAGAGACUCGUCGAGUGCGUGUCACUCGCGCUAAGGGUUUCUCGAGGUAGGGAACGGGGGAGAGGGCUAAAGGAGCAAGCGCGCAUUAGGUAUAAUUGUACACAUAUACAUAUAUUAGUUGAUAGAAGGAAUAUAUUGAAUUUUUCUAUUCGUUGCUAUCGCAAUAUUCUAAAUAGACAAUUGAUCGUUUCUUACGCACUCGACGAAAGUUUUCGUAAAUCUCGACCGAGAGAGAUAGAGAAAAUGGAGGAGUAGGAGGAGGAGGAGGAAAAAAAAAGAAGAAUCGAGUUUUAGAAAGAAGACCACACUUAGGGCGACUUGAAAAAGAUCGCGAGAAUGGGGGGAGGGCAAAGAACGCGACGAAGUAGCGCGAGGUAAGGCGAGUAUUAGUUAGCGCAAUUUUACAUACGAGCCAUCGUUCUUGUAAAUCGUGCGAGAGAGAGGGAGAGAUAGAAGAAGUGAAAAAGGCAGAGAGAAAGAAAGCGAGCGAGCGAGCGAACGAGAGAGUGUGAGAGUGGCAUAAUCUGUGCGGCACACGCACAGUGGAAGCGGAAGGUAGCGGAAGUAAAUGAAUUAAAACGCGACCGCGAUAGUAUAUAUCGCGUGUGUUAUCGCGGACAUAAAUUUAUAUAUAUACAUAUAUGUAUAUGAAGCGCCGGUGUGAUCGCGCGCAAACCUGCACGUGCGAAUUGUGCGUGCGCGCGGACCGGUUCCAUAUAUUAGGCGAAAAAUUUUCUCAUCCCACAUUACGCGGGCACCAAGUACGCGUCGCCUAAGACGCUCGUGCGCCGCCACAGGUACACAAACAAACAAAUAAACACAUGCAUAUGCACACACGCUCGUAUGCAUUAGGAGCAUAUGUGUACGUACGACACAUGCAGGACACUUACACGCAUACACAGGUAUACACAUAUACAUAUACACACGUACACGCUCUCCACUAAUCGAUCGAUAUAAUUGUAGCAAAUCUUAUCUAGGUACCAAUUCACCUAAAUCAAUUGAUAAUUAAAAAUAUAUAUUGAUAUACAUAUUAUAUAUAUAUAAAUAUAUAUUAUAUAUAGAGAGUAGCGUCGUGUUCCAAUACUUGAGCAAGCGAGUACUUGGACGAGGACCGUGACCGAUUUUUCUAGACAAAUUUUUCUAAUGUUCAAAAAAGGAUAAAACAUGCAAAAAAAAAAAGGAGAAGCGAGCGAGAAAGGAGGAUAAGACGUGUUGCCCCCCCGUCACACACGAAACAUUGCUUCGUAUCCUGGCCUCUUGCAGGAUAUAUAACCUUACAGGAGCGCGAAGACACGCAUAAUCCUGAUCGACACACAGCCACACAUGCGUCAUGCCAUAACAGUGCAGCGCGAUACACGCGGCAAACCGCAAAAACCCAGCCUCGAGUACACGAUUUUCUUCAAGCCCCAAUUAUAUUCCGCCACGCAUACACGUGUGCGCGCACGCACUCACACACACGCACACAUAUAUACACACACACAACCUACAUACACACACAAUCGAGUCAAAUAUUUUUUUUAUGUUGCAACAUUAAUGCACGAAGAGAGCGUAAAGAGGUUCUCACGAAAAUACGACUUUCUUUUCAAAUUAAUUACCAUCCUUCACACGCGAUGCAAUAAACACACACCCACACAAACACACGCAUGCACACGCACCGCGCGUUCUGUACUCUGUGUGAAUUGCGGUCGUGUCUCUUUGGAUAUAGAUGUCUAGCUAAAUGUUCAAUCUCGCUGUGUGUACUCGGGUCGUCUCGCGGGUUUCGAUCCUACCCCUCCCCGCCCCGAUUGAUAAUCACCGCUCCCCCAUCUGGGGUUCACUGGUCCCCCCCGUCCCCUCCCUCCACCUCCCGCUUCCCCGGCAUCGUGUACCUCUUUGUGCGAGACACUUAUUUUUGUGCUAGCGAAUUAAGGCGCAACGAAGGGGGAAAGAAGCAAUAGCUGUAAUUCCGUGUAAAAGCGCGCGACGAGCAGCAGAGCGAGAUUUUCGAAAACCGGCCGAAACGAUCGGCUGUCUCCGGGCCGCGGACGCGGAAGCGAGUUGGAUUGUAGUCGGACGGCCGUAUCCCUCCAGCCCCCGGUAUAUUCGGGAUAAUCCCAAAUUUCUACGGAUCCCUGUUACGACGUGGCAGAUCCAACGAUCCGAUCAUUGACGUCCCGUCAAGUUUUUGUCGACGGGACACGAGAGGCUGCGGUCGUCUCGCCUAUAAUCUCACCGCGAGUUGUCCCGCAACCCUCGAUUCCCGCAAAUCUCCCGAAGAGAGAAAUAGAGAAACAGAAAAGGAGAGAGAGAAAGAGAUAAAGCUUGCUCAGAAUUGUCCGUCGCGAAACGCGUCGAAACACUCAUGUCGCACCGAUCGUCGAGCCGUCGUGUUUCGUGCGUGCGGAUCGCGCCACGCGAACACAUAUCACUUGCGGUCCACUUGCGGUGGAUAAACGAGGAUCGGUCAUCGGGUGAGGCUGGAAAAACGGAAAAACGCGCGAACAAGGAGACGGACUUGCCCGUCUCGGGACGCGCGAAUGUCGCGUAAUUUUCCGCGGUAUCCGUUCACGAACGAUCUCUCGCUCGUCGUCGAACGGUGCGCGGUCGCGCGCCGUCGCGAGAGGAGUCCGGGAGACAUUUCACGGAGGUGUCGAUCUAACAGAGGAAAUCAAUCGUGAUGCGCUCGGUAGAAACUGUACGGCGGACGCGCCACGUCGUUCCGCGUCCUUUCGUAGGUAGAUCUCUCUCGUUAGUUUUAGGAUACAUUCAUUUUCUGUACUUGUUAAUUUUUCGUGUUCGGUUAUCACAUUUAAUGAUACACAUAGUUGCGUGUAUUCUUUUCUGUUUUCUUUUGUUUUUUUUUUUGUGAUAUUUAGGAUGAAGUUACAGCUAGUGUGAUUGUUCUUGCUUUAUCGAGCGACUUCAGGCUUUUUCUUAUUUUAGCGUAUAUGGCCGAUGAAGGGAAUGUGAUUUGCCGCGGUACUGCCGGAACGCGCGCCGUCUUAGGACCGUUGUAUGACGAUUACAGAAAUUUGUUUGCACUAAUGAGACGCGCCCCGCGACUCUUAUCAUUCUGAGCGGUAGAUCGUUUGUGAUUAUCGACAGUUAUCGACGUAGAUUUUGCCGUAAGCAAUCGAGAAUCGGACUACGAGAUUUCGGAUUGACCACGCGUCGAGAAAGGGCGCGAGUAGACGUAGGGAAGUGACAAAACGGCUGAACGACGCGACGCGGUAACGUUGUACGCGCGUAUAUACCUUCACACAUUUCUAUUCACGCACGCAUUACAUUACACAACAUACACAUAUACACAUACAACAGGAACACCGUCAAACGCCUCUGCAAGCGUGGCGCGCAAUGGAUAGAAUAAAGAAAAUAAAUACAAACUCUACAUCCGUAACGGAGUUAACGUUUGAGGUACACCAGUAAACAACAAAAAGUAACACACAAACAAAAUAAUAAUAAUAUGUUAGGUGUGAUUCUUCACCUCCUUUGUAAUAUGUGUGAUAAAGCAUAAUAUAUAUAAUAUAAUGACAAUUAUAUAUAUAGAUAUAUAUAUUAUAUAUAAAGUACUAAUAUAUAUAAUUGAUAAUAACGAUUAUAUAAAAUAUAUCUAAUAUAUUGUGACAAACUUUGAGGAGGGAAGAGAGAAAGAAAGAGAGAAAAAGAAUGGAAUUAGGCAAUGGGGGAUAUUGUGCAACGCGACAGUAAAAAAAAGCGGGAUAUAAAAGCACGUGAGGACGCGUAGCGAGAUGCGAGAAGGGUGCGAUUAUUAAGCAUGCGAUUAUUACCCACCCUUUCGCGGACACGCGUGGCAUGCGAUCACACACGUGGGAUAGUGAGAAGAACGAUCAGGUUGGACACAUCGGUUCGCGGCUCAAGCGGACCGCUAUACCACUGUCGUUCGGGUUAUGGCGUGUAUAGUUGAAGUCGUACGUAACGGGAGAAGUGAGAAUAAAAAGGAAAAACACACAUUGAUAAAGAAAAAAAAAACGUUGGAGGGAACGAAUAACAAUGGUAGUCAUUUACGAUAGAUUUGUAUUUUUCAGUGUUGAAAAGUUUUUUAUACCGCUGUUAUAUUCUUGUCUAAAUAUCUUAGUUCAGAGAAGUUACAUGAGUACGUGUGUGCGUGCGUGUGUGCAUAUGUGGGCGCGCGCGCCGUAUAUACGUGGUUGUUCCGUGCGUCUGUGUGCGCUUGUGUGUGCGUGUGUAGGUGUAAGUGCGAGUGAGUGAAUGAGUGAGUGAGUGAGUGAGUGAGUGAGUACAUGCGUGCGAACAAGAUGGUGCGUCGCGAAAGAAUGCGAAAGUAAGCAAGGGAGACCGAAGUGAUCUUAGUGAGAAAGUGAAGAGUGCCGAAAGAGAAACGGAUAAAGACGGCCGGGUGAUUCAUCACCCUCGUCGACGACGACGAUCGCGCUCGAUCGAAGGGUCGACGAGAGAAACAGUGUGCGUAUGCGUGAGUUAUCAGCGGAGACGACGCGAGGAUUUGUGUGUGACCAUUGUGAUGCGACGAACCGUGAUCUUCGAACGAAAUCAAGGUCGUUGGGGAGGAAGAGAGGGAGGGAGAUCGCGAUGGCGAUUAAAGAAACCGAGGGAAGCAGAAAACUAACGAUUCGUACGAUCCCUCGCGAUGAGGACUUGCCUUCCCUCGAGAGACGUCUUCUCGUGAGUUCGACUGAGCGAAGGCGAUCUCGAAGCGAGAGGAACGACGGAGAUCGUCAAUUAGUAAAGCCAUUCGCGCGAAAGGAACAUAAACAGAGCGUGUAUUAGAGUGAGAAGAAGAGAAAGAGAGGGAGAGUGUGUGUAUGUGCGGGAGAAAAUGAGGGUGCGAAAGAGAGAGAGAGAGAGAAAGAGAGCGAAAUGGAAUAGCGAGAAAUGUGUGCGACACGUACAUAGGAUCCUAUACUGCUUGAUUAUUAAUGUGAAAGAAUCGUAAACCGCGUACACCUCCUGCUCACCCUCUGAUGUACCGUUUUCCGAGAGUACGGUUUAAUUAAUUUUUAUUUUUUUAAAUAAAGUUAUUAUAUAUAUACAUACAUAUAUAUAUAUAUAUAUAUAUACAUAUAUACAUAUAUCCUUAUAUAUUUUACGACGCUAGACGAAUCUUGAAGCGUUUGUGUAAAUAAGCGACAGAUUUUUCUUCGUUCUCUGUUCUUUCGUUUUAUACGCGUAUUAUGCACACAGGGAGACACACGUGCACACAAGUAAAUUACGCGUACGCGUAGCUGGUUCGACGUGUAGCGGUAACAACGAUCUAACCCACUUCUCGAGAGAGGAUUUCACAAAAGGACUAAAUUUAGAUCGAUUUUCUCGCGUUCUCUCGACAAAGUGGGUCGUUACGCGCAGAACUUUUCACAUUUGCGCUCAAACAUCGCGUAUACACACAGAAAUAUACACACACACACGCAUGCAGAUUCGAGGUCGAAGUCUCGCUGUCGACGUGGGAGUCGGCGGGCGACUCAGCGCGAUCUCGUCGUGUCGCAACGAGAGAUGUAAUGACUUUUGUAAAUUUUUUAAUGAGGCAUCUCGCCCGUCCACGCGGCCACACACGCGCGCAUACGCAUGCGUGUAUGCCCGCGUGCAUGCACGCACGUCGGACCGGUUUAACGAGAUUUCGGCUUCGAACUGUAGGUGCCUUUUUUUUUUUUAAUUUAUCUUCGACGACUCGAGACGCCUUCGUCUUUUCCCGCUUUAUGAAUUCACGUCGUCAUCGCCGUGUUGCGAAUGCACGACGACGACGACGACGACGACGACCACCAUCAUCAUCGAUUCUUACUGUUAGCUCGAGGUAUUCCGCUACUAUCGACACUACUACUGCGAUUCACUGCGAGUAUCACUAUGAUUAAGGUUAUUCGUAUGUCUCUAUUAUUACGAUGAUUAUUAUUAAUUACGAUUAUAUUAUCGCCGUCACUAUUAUUACGAUAGAGUCACUACUGUAGACAUUUCGACGUACCAAAGAAGCAAUCGGAAUACGUAUACACCGAAAACUCACAUACACACGUACACACGCACACAGAUUUAUACGCGCAGUCGUACACACAUACGCGCGCGCGUGCAGACUCUUAGAAGACGGAUAUGGUCGGAAGACUCGAACCGAUCGGAAAGCCGUGACGAGAACACCUCGCUAAACAUCGGAACCCAAUCGUAAUUACCCUCUCGUACGAUUCCAGCUCUUUUCCUGUCGCUCCGAGCGACGAAAUCCUCGCGCGAGAUCUCGAGAUUUCGAGAGCCCGUUAGCUAAUGAACGAUAAUAUGGCUCGAAAACCACGCAUUCACGCGUUACAAAGUUAGAAAA
Messenger RNA from Odontomachus brunneus, 15746 nucleotides. It is a transcript of the gene orb2, whose product is annotated as cytoplasmic polyadenylation element-binding protein 2. Gene Ontology annotation, molecular function: mRNA 3'-UTR binding; ribosome binding; mRNA regulatory element binding translation repressor activity. Gene Ontology annotation, biological process: negative regulation of cytoplasmic translation. The coding region runs from base 2163 to 4493 and encodes 776 amino acids. Lineage: Eukaryota; Metazoa; Arthropoda; Insecta; Hymenoptera; Formicidae. The transcript has 10 exons. The record is from RefSeq and is a predicted model, not a curated record. Gene Ontology annotation, cellular component: cytoplasm; synapse; nucleus.